Plasmodium fragile is the source of this 591-nucleotide messenger RNA. RefSeq lists its product as uncharacterized. Gene Ontology annotation, molecular function: rRNA binding; structural constituent of ribosome. The record is from RefSeq and is a predicted model, not a curated record. The coding region runs from base 1 to 591 and encodes 196 amino acids. The transcript has 3 exons. Gene Ontology annotation, cellular component: ribosome; cytosolic large ribosomal subunit. Lineage: Eukaryota; Apicomplexa; Aconoidasida; Haemosporida; Plasmodiidae. Gene Ontology annotation, biological process: ribosomal large subunit assembly; translation.
AUGGAUAAAAAAAAACAGGAUAAUAAAAACAAAAAGAACAUGAAGAAUGUAAAGGGCAACGCCAAGGCAGCAGCCAGCGGCAAUGACAAGUUGGCCAAGAAGAAAGGAGCCGCCAAGGAGAACAAGCAAAUGUACAAAGGAAAAGUUAAAAAGGGCCUGGGCAAACAAGUGGGCGGAAAGAAUCAGCAGGUGAAGAAGGGCGCCGCCGAGGAGUCCAAGAAGAAGAAGAAAAAAAUCAUCACGUCCAUUCGAUUUAAGCGACCCAAAACCCUCAAAUUGGCCAAAAACCCAAAGUGCCCCAAAAUUGUAAAAUCAUGCUACACAAAGACGCUGGACAAAUAUGGAAUUUUGAAAUACCCCCUGACGUCGGAAAAGGCGAUGAAGAAGAUUGAAGAAAUAAACACCCUCGUUUUUAUUUGCGACAAGAGGGCAGAUAAGAGGAAAAUCAUGAAGUCGGUCAAGGACCUCUUCGGAAUCAACUGCGAGAAGGUCAAUGUGCUCAACAGACUGAAUGGAGACAAGAAGGCAUACGUACGUCUUUCAAAGGACCAUGACGCUUUGGAGGUAGCCAACAAGAUUGGAAUUCUAUAA